AUGCUUGAGCUCGCAAGCGCUGCAUCCUCCAGGUCGGUGUCGGCCUCCCGUUCCAGAUCGGAGACGGUUUCGAGCUUCGCAGAGCCCUGCACUUUUCGAGAGAAGUUCCUGUUGCUGGAUCAAGACGAAGACGCAGAAGACGCGGCAGAGACAUCUCGGAGAUUUGCCCAGCAUGCACCGAAAUUGAAUGUCUCCUACUUUGUGGGCCCUGUCAUUCCGUCCUUGUGGUUUACAAACGUGCUCCUCCUUGGGUGCACGGUCAGCCUCUUUGCAGCGACCUUCACGUUCAGGUCCUGUGCUGAUGGCAGCAUAUACCCAGUGCCGCCAUACUGGAUUUGGACCAUUUGCUUGCCAGCCAUACUUCAUCAGAUGCUGACAGAGCGGAAGGCUCUGCAUCUUGUGAAGCCAUGCUACAAGAAGCACAUGGAGAUGCACUCUUUGGAGCCCUUUGAGCUGUUCGGCAUGCCCGCGUCGGAGUUCUGGUGGACCGCAGCCCAGCGAAUGACCCUUGUCCUGGGUUCUCUGGAUCUUUUCACGGACACGUACUUUGCCGGAACAAUGGGGCUUGGAGGCACAGCUUUGUGCUCCGAGGGCAAGACGCAAAGAGUCUGGAGGGCAUGGUGGGAUCACAGUAUCUUCAGAUCACUUCCAGUGAUUCCGCUAGACAUUCUGAUCUCUGUGUCCUGGCUGCUCAUGCUCCUUCAGCACGUCAUUGCCUGCGUGGCUAUGUUGCGAAGGGGCUCUGAUGAGGAACGCGAUGAUGGCAAGUCGGCGCCGGUGCUGCCCUGCAGCGAUGAGAAAUACCUGUACAACGAUGACGUGUUCUUCCAGCUCAGUGAAGCGGCCGGCUUCGCCUCCAUCACGCAGAUCUCGACCAAAAUCUAUGUCUGCCAGAUGAGGCGGAAGGUCCUCCAGCAAGAAGGGUACAGGAUGAUGGGAUAUGGCAUGGCACUUUCCAGUAAGUACGUGAAGCGGGUCUGCCUUUCGUAUCUGCUCGAGGACGGGAUCCAGGUAACACUUCAAUCGUGGACCUUGGCGAUCAGCACACAUCAGGCGCCUGAGCGGGCAUUGCUCCCAACGCUGUCGUUGUGUGUCAGCUUUCUCAUGGGUAUGGUGAAGCUAAAGGAAAUGAUGCUUUAUUUGGGCAUUCGCCAGCUAAUGGAGAACUUGGCGUCCAAAAUAGAACGAGAAGAGCAUGAUGCCAAAGACAAGGAUAUAGAGUACUUUGAAUCGAGUCUAGCAGCGGUUCGCCGACAUGCAAUUUGCGUGAAGAUCUCCAUGGUCUUGAUGGCGUUGGCUUUGUUCACCCCCUGUUUCACACUCUAUGCGGUCUUAUCCUGUCCAGGCGGGAUCAGAUCCUUAGCAGGAGGAUGCAUAGACGUACCUGACUAG
Messenger RNA from Symbiodinium necroappetens, 1392 nucleotides. NCBI's taxonomy places the organism in Eukaryota, Dinophyceae, Suessiales, Symbiodiniaceae. The record is from the annotation of a GenBank genome assembly.